AUGCGUUGUCCUAGUUUUCACUUAAGCAAGGGGACACCCAAUAAGGCAGCACACCAGCGCCCAUCCGUUCAGCUGCUGGGUGCUGAGGGUAGAGGGUCCCUGGCACCAUCCCAGUUGCUGCCCGUGUCCAUCCAGAGACUGAAGGCUCAGAUGCGUUGUCGACUGCACAAUCAUUUCUCYGUAUGUKCUUCGCUUUGGUCUUCACGUCCAGRGAGGUCGUGGAGUCUCCCUCUGGACAAACUAGGGGCUCAGGCCGCCCGCCCGCCCCGGGGCUGUGGCCGCCGCCCGCCCGGCCAAUGGGAGCGGCGCUUGUUGGCGGGCCGGGAGGUGGCGGCGUUGCCACAGCAGCGGCGGUCGGAGAGCGAGCCCAGCCCGAGCCGGCGGUGGGGGCGCGCCAUGGAGGGGCUGGAAGGUGAGGUUGCAGUGCAAACUGGAGAUCURUUGCCAUGUAAGAUUUGUGGAAGGACUUUCUUUCCAGCAGCACUGAAAAAGCAUGGACCCAUUUGCCAAAAAACUUCUUCCAAGAAAAGGAAGACAUUUGAUUCCAGUCGACAGAGAGCAGAAGGAACUGACAUUCCCACAGUAAAACCUCUUAAGCCACGGCCAGAACCACCAAAAAAACCUUCUAACUGGAGGCGAAAGCAUGAGGAAUUUAUAGCAACUAUACGAGCAGCCAAAGGACUUAAUCUUAAAGACGGUGGAAAACUCCCUCCACCACCUCCACCAUCAUAUGACCCUGAUUACAUUCAGUGUCCAUACUGUCAGAGGAGAUUUAAUGAAAAUGCAGCUGACAGACACAUCAAUUUCUGUAAGGAGCAAGCUGCACGUAUUACUAAUAAGGGGAAAUUAGCAGCUGAUACCAAAGGGAAGCUUCCUACUCGAACACAGUACAAACCUGCUGCAGUUAAGAAGAUGCCUUCUGUAGGAUCAACACCAUCACCAUCAUCACGCUUACCACAGCCAAGUGGUGUUAGCAAAACUGUUGUAGGUGCCCCUUCAAGUAAAGCUGGAUCCAGUGGGAGCAAAAUUCAGACGUUAUCACCAGCUCAUAAAAACUCACUGGGAAUGGUGAACCCACAAGCAGGAGGCACAACAAAAACCCGGACAUCAACCCCUCCUAGUGUGUCAAGGGCCAUGAGCACAGGUGCUUUAACAAACAGAAGAAAAACGARCAAUUCAGACAUGUACUUAAGGUCUGAUGGGAAGACGGUGUGUGACAGUGGAGACUGCUCAUCCUCAGUCAAUGGAGGAAGUGCAAAAAGCAGCGAAGGAAUUUCACCUGUACAUUUAUCCAAGUUCUGCCAUGAAUGUGGAACGAAGUAUCCAGUGGAAUGGGCAAAGUUCUGCUGUGAGUGUGGAAUUCGAAGAAUGGUUGUGUGAGCACAAUUUUAAAAGCAGAAAGAAAACAAGUGAUUGGAACAUCUGCUAUGUACUGUUGCAUGGAAAGCUAGAGCASUCCAUCCAGUUAGACUUCAUGCUGCAAACGUUGAAACAUCACCUUUUAAUUUUCUGAGUGCAAUCUUCUGGUUACACAGUUAUUUAUAAACCAAUAURUAUACUGUAUAUAAAAAUAGCAGCUACCUAAAACUGUGCCAUUCUUUACUCUUUGUUGAAAAUAUUUAAAAUGAAGGUUAAAAUAUGUUAAGUAACCUAGGUAGCAGAAGUGGUUCUAUGCUAUUUUUUUUUGUAAAUCCUACUAGACAAAGGAUUUUUUAAAAAUCAUUUAUGUAGCUUAAUACCUAUAGGGAACUGGCCAUGAGCAACUUGGGCUUCAAAAGUUUCUCUGUAGAGGCAUUUCUUUMAUCUAUGACAGUAACUUAGAUGCUGUGUUCUAAGUGAAAACAACCUGAGCAGCUCCUUACAAAUUCCUAGUUAAAAGGUCUGGAUCUUUAAACUCUUGAAYAGUAAUAUCCUAAUUGGACUUUCCAGUUGCUUCCUAGGUUUUUUUAAAGAAUCARAGUGGAAAGACUACCUGAGAAUUCUCUUUGCAUGUAAGAAGAAAGACAAGAUUUUCUUUUUGUGGCUUUCCACGUUCUGUUUUCAGUAAGAAGUUACUAUUUUAAUGUAUUUAUAAGGGCAAAUAUGAUAUCUUCAUUUUAUUAAGUUCCUUUUGUUCUGAAAUACUUGUCUUCCUCCUUCUGUGCUCCACCGAGACUAGCAUGUCUAAAGAUGUUGUGCUUUGUCUACGUCCUAUUUCCAAAGGUCCUGCUCAUUUUUGUCUUCCCUCGUUUCCUUAAUUAAAGUCAAAGUCUAUGCUUAUCCUGCCUAAAUGUUGAAUUCUUAUUUUAAAAACAGCCUUCUUGAUAUAUCCAAUACCAAAAAAAUAGUUCUGUAAGAAUGAAUGCUAUUAGAGCAGUGGAUCUUGAUGUAAGUAGUGACUCUUCUUUAUUCUUAUUCUGUGAAGAUAGCACAGCUUACAUGUACGAAUACAUAGAGGAAUAAUUGUGCUUCACAGGUUUAUACACCAAUACCUGAUGGGGUUGUUUUGCAAUUUUGUGUAUUACUGAUUUCAAACAGCAGCCUCUUCAAGUUAGUAAUAGAUUUCAUAUUAAUUCAUUGGGAAGRAGGGAGAGACUCAAAGUUGGGCUUUUUACCAAUUACAUGGGAUACUGAAACCUCUCACAAGCCAAAUCACUUAACUUGUAUCUUAUUGUAGUAAUUUMUUUUGUGAAGUUUUGAUUUGAAGUAUUAGCACCAUAUUCAUUGUGCGUGAAAGAACAAUCUGAAACAACUUAACUGUGCCUUUCCCACAGUAAAUACUUUCUUUUUUCAGAAAUUGGUACUUUCAGCUCACAAACACCAUUCGUUUCAAUUAUUUUGAUUUCAUUGCAAUUUACUCAUAAUAUAACGUAGUGUUCCAUGAUAGUAUUAUGGUCAUUGCAUACAUCUUCAAAAAUUGUGAUUAUCAAUGGGGCCAGUUUGGAAGAAGACCUGAUUGACAAAAAGCAACUUCAAAGCUGAURCCAGUCUAAGAGAAUGAGAUUUAAGAGACUUGAUGUAGUCAUGUAGCAAGCCACAAGCUAUGGAUGUUUUAAAAUUAGUUCAGUGAGUGUCUUGCAGUUUUUCUACAAAAAUGUUUUUUUAGAAAUUACCCUUCAUUCAGUGUAGUCUUAAUUAUAAUUGGUGUAAGCUGGCUACCAAGCAUGAUAGGAUGGAUGACUGGUAGUGAUAGUUACAACUGACAAAUCCUAGCCAAUUUAUUUUGUAAGUAGUUUAGAUUCUGGGAUUCAUAUUAUGGCACAUUCAUGUCUGUGCUUGGAAAAACUGGAAUGCUGCAUUCUUUCAUAGAUAAGCCUGCUUUGGAAAAUUUGCCCUGGACUUGGGCCACGUGUKCAGACUGAACUAUUGCAAGCUGAGAGUCUAUCAGCAGAGAGGCCAGUCCAGAAUAGGUUUGUUCAGAUAGUGAAUUUACUCUGACCUGAUGAAUUUUCAGUUGUUUCUGCUGGAAAAUGCAUUUUACCAUUUAUUAAAAAUGCUUUCUAAAAGGGUAUGUUUAGUAUGGUACUAAAUACCUUUCAGAUUUUCCAGGAUUAUUGUAACUAUAGGAAAAAGCAUAUUGACUGUUUCUCCUUUGAAUUGUAGGUGGCAGAUUUUGUAGUUUCAAAUCAAUCCUCAUACAGUUACUAUGUUUUCUGCUUUGUGAGCUGUUUGUGAGAUUCUUGCCUUUCAGUGCAGCAUUCAGUAAAUUAUUUGAAUAGCACAUCAUUUGCUUCAUUUACACAUCUGUGAUUUAUCAUGAGGAUUACACAGGGAAUUAACCUGAACAGAAAAAAAGGUUUUUAUAACUGAUCUUUUAAUUUGGCCUUACAAAGGAGGGUUAUGAAAUAUAAUUGACUGUUGAUAGCAACACUGGAUAAUSUGUUUGUUUGAAUCUACAGUAAGUAUAAGCAGAUGAAAUUCUUUUUAACUACGUAGUUCAUAGCUGUAUGGUAAGACUUAUGAGAGGCCCAAUAUAUUUUGUGUUUAUCAGCUAAUUUUGUUACUGAAYGAUACAGAUUUCUGAAAUUUGUGGUGUUACAGACCCUAGCUUGUAUUACACAAGUUAUCUGCACAGAUCACUGUAAUUCCAUCUCAAUGGAAUGUUUGUGCAAAACAGUAAAUUGUUUUUUUAUGGUGUUCCUGCAGAACUGAAUGUGGAAAACAAAUUUGUUACAUUUACAGAAAAAAAAUUUGGGGAGUUGGACUGAAUUUUCAAUCUUUAGUGUAUUAUCUGUGUCAGGAAGUUCCCAAAUUUAAUGUAUUGGUGAUCUACAUCUAAACCCUCUUGCCCUAGUCUUCUCCACACGUUUAUGCCUUGGUUUUCAUGGGAGGAAAAAAACAUGAACUAUGCACUGUCUAUUUGUAGUGAAAUGUAGUGAUGCAGUUGUUGUGAUGAUUUCUAAACCUAUGACUGAUGUCUAACCUUAUGACAGAUUUUCUUUUACUGUCUGCCAUUUUGUCUUCCUAAUGUGCUUUACUAAGGUUCUUCCAUUUGUUAAAGGAGAGGGGAAAAAAGGUCUAAGGUAAAAUUCCAUUUAAAGAAACAUGGAAGAGGCUGGUUUUGCUGUUUGGUUUUGCUGAGGGUGUUUGCAUUCCCAUUCUGCUUUUGUGAUUAUCUCUUACACAAAGGACCUCUCUGUGCCAGGAAAGAGUGCAUGAUCAUUGGAACUAUGCUGAUAGAAGUGCAAUGGAGUUAUGACAAAUACUAGCUUCAAUAUUAAAAACAGCAUAGCCUACAGCUUAGCCUUUAUAWGAUCUACCUUACACAGGUUUAUAAUUAUGCAUGAUGCUCACACCUUAGGUAGUUUCAGAACUGGAGUCUCUAAAUACACAGCAAUUAAAAUAUGUGUUUAUAUGGAUAAUUAGUCUUACACACUGCUGCAGGAAGGUGGGCACGGGCAGUGCUUCAUCUCCAUUUCAGGUUGUAACUAUGAAAUGAACAUAUAGGCAGAAGUUUUCAGAUUUGCCAAAGAGRCUCAAAAAACGCUUGAAACCCCUGGAAGGAGUGGUAAAGUUCCACCUGAGGGUUCCCUGGCUGGGAGGUCAGGAGAGAGGGGGAGCUCUCCAUGGUGCUCGGGCAGCGAGCCUUCCCCGCAGUGCUGGGGCAGUGGCCACUCCAGUGUGGCCACACGUCCUGCACCUUCACAGGGUGGGAGCUACAAACUGUGUUUUAACACCUGACCCAGUCUUUAUGCAUCAGGAAAGUUCUGUGUCAUCUGCAAGGGACUAGCUCUGAAUUCAUCAUCACAGCUGAGAGUUAGUACCUGAAAUGCAGGGAGAAUAUUUCCAGAUGCCUGCUUAUUGAGUCAGUGGAAGGAAGGAUGACUGCAGUACUUUAAAUGAUAAUAAACAAGGUAUGUGCACACUGAUGUGGACUCUGUAAUUAGUCUGCAUAUAAAAUUAAAUGGUAUUGUCUCUGUAUUACAAAGGUCACAGGAAGUGCUAGUUUCCGUCACAUAGA
This is a messenger RNA of Malurus melanocephalus (red-backed fairy wren), 5440 nucleotides long. RefSeq names its product zinc finger C2HC-type containing 1A (gene ZC2HC1A). The record is from RefSeq and is a predicted model, not a curated record. The transcript is spliced from 11 exons. NCBI's taxonomy places the organism in Eukaryota, Metazoa, Chordata, Aves, Passeriformes, Maluridae. Bases 1 to 1380 code for a protein of 459 amino acids.